AUGUCGUCGCCGCCGCCGCCGCCGUCUCCGUCGGGGCCUGGAGGAGCGGGACCCCCGCGCGGCCCAACCUCGAGCGUCCGGCGGCAGUGGGAGCUGCACCGCGCCGGGGCCCCUGGCGGGUUGGCCUCGAGCCCCGCGGUGGACGCGGCCCGGCGCGGCCUGAGGGCCCGCAACGCCCUCACGGCGCUCGGCAUCGGCGCGGUGGUCGUAGGAAUUUGUAUCCCUCUCUGGACGGAAGGGGAGCGGGAGGGUGGGCGGCCUUGCGAGUCGGGCGGGGCGGGGGGGGGAAAGCAACUCUGCACAUGCUCAGGUGCGCUCUUUUCAUCCCGCCUGUCUGGAUACGGGUUCCUGUGGAGAGAGAGAAAAGGCGAGUCGCUCGCCUGGCGCCUUCAUUGCAUCUUUUAAAUGAAGUCUGUGAAAGGGGGUGUUUAUUGCCAGUCCCCUUUUUAUGGGGACCCCUAAACAUUUUGUGAAUCUUUGUGUUGGGUUAUUUGUGGGGCAUAGGAAUUUGUUCUUUUUUUCAAAAUAUAGUCCGGCCCCCCACAAGGUCUGAGGGACCUGCUGAAAAAAAUUGCUGACCCCUGGCUUGGAGCAUCCCAGCCAAACCUGAAGGAGAAGUUGUUGUUAGUUUGCGUGGGUUCUGCAUUGAGCCUUGGGCGAUGAUAGGGGGUGUAAGGUAAAGGUAAAGGGACCCCUGACCAUUAGGGCCAGUUGUGGCCGACUCUGGGGUUGCGGGGCUCAUCUCGCUUUACUGGCCGAGGGAGCCGGCGUACAGCUUCCGGGUCAUGUGGCCAGCAGGACUAAGCCGCUUCUGGCGAACCAGAGCAGCGCACGGAAACACCGUUUACCUUCCCGCCGGAGCGGUACCUAUUUAUCUACUUGCACUUUGAUGUGCUUUCGAAAUGCUAGCUUGGCAGGAGCAGGGACCGAGCAACGGGAGCUCACCCCAUCGUGGGGAUUCGAACAGCCGACCUUCUGAUCGGCAGGUCCUAGGCUCUGUGGUUUAACCCACAGCACCACCCACGUCCCUGAUAGGGGGUGUAUCAGUUUGCUUUAUAGAAUCAUAAAAAUGAAAAGUUGGAGUGGGACCCCCCCCAAGGGUCAUUUAGUCAAAGCCCCUGCGAUGCAGGAAUCUCAACAAGCCACCCCCUAUCCAAUUUGGAACCAUACGGGACCCUGCUUAGCUAUGCAAAUGUCCUAAAAAGGCUUUUUAGACAAAAAACACACAAGUUACUCUCUUUAUGUAUUGAAUUUGUAUACCGCCCUUCAUCCGAAGAGGUCGGGGUGAUUCAUGGCAUAAAAAUACAAAAUAAAAUCAAGGAAGAGUUCCUUCUGACUCUAAAAUUCUGUGAUUCUAUAAAACAAACCAGUACACCCAGGGUUCAAUGCAGAACUCACACAAAUCAUCAUCAUACCGUUGAAGAAAGUGCAGGGAGGAGAAGGGAGAACACAGGGCAUGGUGGAGACAUUUGGCCCUGCUUUCCCCCUCUCGGGUCCAGGUGAGGGUCUUUCCUCGAAAUCUGGGUGGCUCUCCAUUUGGGGCAGAGAAGGGUUGAGAUCUGAGGGGGCUGCGUUUGGGCUGAAAGAUUCAUUUGGAAGGCAGGACAAUUUGGCCCCAGAGAACCCUCUGAUGUGGGGUGUGCAUGUGUGCAGCUUGACUUCUGACACCAAUUUCCAACCUGGUGCAAACCUCCACAAUUGCUUCCGAUGCAGAAGAGACUGAGCACUUUGGAAAGGCCAUGCCUCCUCCUAGUAGGCCAAUUCCCACCUCCCCCAAGCAAGGUGUAGGUUGCUUGUUUUCCUUCUGGCAGGUUGAGAGUAGUUCCCUACCAGGACAGACUUUGCUCGCGUGCUCAAGACAUCAAUUCCAUAAAACAUAUUUUGUUGCACUGUGCAAAAUAUGAGCAAGCCAGGGCUGAACUGAUAUUACCCUUGCUGGUACCUUUCCCGGGAAAAUCAGAGGCUCACUAUGUCAGGUUCCUAUUGGAAGACUGGACAAACGCUAGAACAUUAGCAGUGGCAAAGUUUUUAUUGGUGGUUGCAAGAACCAAUGAUCCCUAUCUUUUGAACAAAAUGCUUGUUUAACCUGGAGGUAGGCUGUAUGAAUUGUGCAUUGCUUUGUAAUGAUUUGUUGGGUCUCUGGACCAUAAUAAAGAUUGAUUUGAUGCUUUCCUUCAGCCUCCCUUCCAGCCAAGGCUGCCUUAUGCACCAGCAACCUUCUUGGUAGCAGAAGCAGAUUUUGCUGCAUACUGCAAAACUCCUCUCUUCCUCAAUAUCUUGGGGGACACCCCCUCCCAAACCCAUUUUCCCUGCCAGCAUUGUUUGCAUAAAGGAGACUAGUUUUAGUGCUAGUGGAAGUGACUCACUCCAACCAUUUUGGAUCUGUUCUUUCCUCAUUGAGACCAGCGCCGCCCUGUGCUGUGAAAGCACGUCUUCUGACUUGUAAGGUUUGGCUCAGUUGAAGGGCAAAUGCCCUUUCUCUUUCCUCGCCCUUGGUAUCGGGUUCAGGGCUGGAAGGGAGCUGGGUGUCCCAAGAGCAGGGUGGCAGUGUGCAGCGACUUACCUGGCUGUCACAAACAGUAUUUCAUAGAAUCAUAGAGUUGGAAGAGACCACAAGGGCCAUCGAGUCCAACCCCCUGCCAAGCAGGAAACACCAUCAGAGCACUCCUGACAUAUGGUUGUCAAGCCUCUGCUUAAAGACCUCCAAAGAAGGAGACUCCACCACACUCCUUGGCAGCAAAUUCCACUGUCGAACAGCUCUUACUGUCAGGAAGUUCUUCCUAAUGUUUAGGUGGAAUCUUCUUGUAGUUUGAAUCCAUUGCUCCAUGUCCGCUUCUCUGGAGCAGCAGAAAACAACCUUUCUCCCUCCUCUGUGUGACAUCCUUUUAUAUAUUUGAACAUGGCUAUCAUAUCACCCCUUAACCUCCUCUUCUCCAGGCUAAACAUGCCCAGCUCCCUUAGCCGUUCCUCAUAAGGCAUCGUUUCCAGGCCUUUGACCAUUUUGGUUGCUCCUCCUCUGGACACGUUCCAGUUUGUCAGUGUCCUUCUUGAACUGUGGUGCCCAGAACUGGACACAGUACUCCAGGUGAGGUCUGACCAGAGCAGAAUUCAGUGGCACUAUUACUUCCCUUGAUCUAGAUGCUAUACUCCUAUUGAUGCAGCCCAGAAUUGCAUUGGCUUUUUUAGCUGCCGCGUCACACUGUUGGCUCAUGUCAAGUUUGUGGUCAACCAAUUUGUAAAUUGUUUUCCUGAGCUGUCUGCGCACAGAUGCCUACACCAUUCAUUCCAUCUCCCAAGAACGCUUCUUGGAUGAGCUAGAACGGGAUGCCGAAGUCAUGCAGGCCCGAAGAGCAAAGGCUUCAGCGGAAUGA
This is a messenger RNA of Podarcis lilfordi (Lilford's wall lizard), 3371 nucleotides long. The record is from the annotation of a GenBank genome assembly. Lineage: Eukaryota; Metazoa; Chordata; Lepidosauria; Squamata; Lacertidae.